AUGUCCGAACCACGUAUAUAUGGUGAAUAUUGUCAGAUCGAUGGGACGUGGAAAGCAACAGAACGCUGUGCUGGACUCGGAUGGUUUUACAACAACCGAGAAACUGGAGAACAAUUUAUUGGAUCGAGCAAUUUGCGUCGAGGGCUUACACCACUCCAAAUGGAAGUGGAGGCACUGGUUUGGGCUAUGCAAUGCCUGUUUCAGUAUAAUAAACACGUAAUGGUUUUCGAGACAGACUGCUCGGAUGUGGUUAAGAUGGUUUCUAAUCUUGCGGAGUGGCCAGCUUUUUCGAUUCUCCUUGAAGAAGUAGACAGAUGUAGACGAAGGUUUAUCACCUACGACAUCCAUCACAUCCCCAUGACGAAGAGCACGAAGGCAGACAAGGGAUGGGACGGGAAGAAACGGAAGGACCGAGAUGGGACAGGACAAGACACGAAGAAAUGGAAUGAGAUAGGAUGA
Molecule: messenger RNA, 459 nt
Organism: Microthlaspi erraticum
Lineage: Eukaryota; Viridiplantae; Streptophyta; Magnoliopsida; Brassicales; Brassicaceae
Source: the annotation of a GenBank genome assembly